Messenger RNA from Meyerozyma guilliermondii ATCC 6260, 1377 nucleotides. RefSeq names its product Dac1p (gene DAC1). Gene Ontology annotation, molecular function: N-acetylglucosamine-6-phosphate deacetylase activity. Lineage: Eukaryota; Fungi; Ascomycota; Pichiomycetes; Serinales; Debaryomycetaceae. Gene Ontology annotation, biological process: N-acetylglucosamine catabolic process. The transcript has a single exon. The record is from RefSeq and is a predicted model, not a curated record. The coding region runs from base 1 to 1377 and encodes 458 amino acids.
AUGUUGGUGCGGCGCUGCGGAGUCACCUGCAGUCUCGCUCCCGAUGCAACCGGUGGUUACAUUGAUGACACCAGCUUGCAAGCCGAUUAUAUAUGGAUACAAAUUCAAGACCAUAACAACACGAAUAAAAUGUCUUUUAUCAGAUUCACCAAUGGACAUUUAUGUGACAACGGCGUGUUGUACCAUGAUGUGGACUUGUACGUAGAUAAGGAUAAUGGCACAAUCUAUGGUCAAGUACCCCCUCCUACCGGACUGAAAAUUGAAGUGGUGGACCUUGGUGGAAACGUUUUGGCACCUGGAUUCUUGGACAUUCAGAAUAACGGGAUAUAUGGACUCAAUUUUUCGGAUUUGAGAGAAGGUGCAACCAAAAAGGAUGUCAAGGAAUUCCAAAACUUUUAUAGAGAUGCCAUGGCCAAGUAUUUGACCACGGGUGUUACUUCCACAUGUCCUACUGUCACGUCCAACUUUCCGGAAGUCUAUAAUAACGUGCUUCCGCUUUAUCGUCGCAGCAGGCUGCAACAUCAGGUGGACUCGCUUGGAGCUCAUUGUGAAGGACCAUUUAUCAAUUUGAAGAAAAAAGGAUGCCAUCCAACUGAGACAUUUGUCGAUGCCAAGGAAGGUCCUUCUAAGCUAUUCGAUAUUUAUGGCGGGGUGGAGAACUUUACCGAGAACGUGGCCAUUGUGACUGCUGCUCCUGAGAUUGAAGGAGUAUUGCAAGCCAUUCCUGAAGUGGUGGAGUCAAACAUAGUGUUCUCGUUGGGCCACACCAACGCUGAUUACAAAACCGCAGUGAAAGCUGUUGAUAACGGUGCCACCAUGAUCACUCAUUUGUACAAUGCCAUGCCACAACCUCAUCAUCGAGAUGUUGGGGUGGUGGGUCUUGUCACUUCUCCAGUGGUUGGAAAGACUCCAUACUUUGGUAUCAUUUGUGAUGGAGUUCACGUCGAUCCUUCCAUGGCUGUUAUAGCCUUCAGAUCCAACCCCGAGAAGUGUAUACUCGUCACCGAUGCCAUGCACUUAAUAGGCUUACCCGAUGACACAUACAAGUGGGACAACCAAACCAUCGUCAAAAAGGGCCCAUACUUGUACUUGAAAGGUACCAAGACUUUGGCCGGCUCAGCUACCACUUUGCCUCAAUGCGUACGUAAUUUGAUGGCGUGGGCAAACAUUCCUUUGGCUCAAGCCGUGAAAACCGUCACCAACAACCCAGCAACAUCCAUCGGCGUCCAACACGAGAAAGGCUUUCUCAACAAAGGCUGCGAUGCCGAUUUGGUGGUUUUGGACCACCAGGGCUUCCUCAAGGCUGUAUACAAACUCGGGCACUUAAUAAGACCCGUAGACGAAAACCAACCAUCCAAGUUGAUGGCAGCAUUGUGA